GCGGCGGCCUGGAGGAGCCGCGCACCCGCCGCCGCCCCCGGAGCCCGAGGAGAGGGCGGCGGGCGCCCCCCGGGGAAGAUGAAGGCGGAGGGGGGCGACGCCUCCAUGAUCAACCUGUCGGUGCAGCAGGUCCUGAGCCUCUGGGCCCACGGGACGGUGCUGAGGAGCCUCACGGAGAUGUGGUACUGGGUCUUCCUCUGGGCCCUCUUCUCCUCUCUGUUCGUCCAUGGUGCUGCCGGAGUGCUAAUGUUUGUGAUGCUGCAGAGGCAUCGGCAAGGGAGAGUCAUCUCCGUCAUCGCCAUCAGCAUCGGGUUUCUGGCUUCCGUGACUGGAGCGAUGAUCACUAGUGCCGCCGUGGCCGGCAUUUACCGCGUGGCCGGGAAGAACAUGGCCCCCUUGGAAGCUCUGGUGUGGGGCGUCGGACAGACAGUCCUGACGCUCAUCAUCUCCUUCUCAAGGAUCCUCGCCACACUCUGAGGUUUCUGUGGGAAUGUCUUCACUUCACAUAAGGAAACAGACGUACAGAUUCUCUGAAAACGGCAUCGUUAGCGAGUGGGCAUGAGAUGGUACCAGGACGUGGAAGGAGCAGGUCAAAACACAGGCCUCGGGCCGUGUGGGAAGGUCGCCCUCUGGUGUUCAAUGAUUGCACUACCGCACCGCACCUUACGUGCCUCCGUCCCGGGCAAGGCGCAUUGCUACGCGAAGCUGCAAGAAAAAGCACCUUGUUUAGCUGCCAAUCAGGUUAACACUGGUGUUGAAUCAUCCUUCUUAACAGUGUCGUGUUAAGUUACAGGGACGUUUUGAAGAAUUGAUACAUGUGCCAAACUCUUUUCUUUUUUCUUUUUUUUUUUAACAUUGAUCAUGUGAAAUUUGCAAGUGUAGCUGUAGAUGAGUGCUGUGAACAUAUUUGACAUGAAUUCAGGUGAUGUAGUGAGAAAUUUUGUUUUGUAAUGCUAAAUCCCGUAUGAGUGCUGAGUAUCAAAUCAUUUAUUAUGAGACAAAUUACCUGAUUUUUAAUGUUAAACGUUUCUGGGAUUUAGGGCUUUCAUAUAAAUUAGGUAUUUAUUGUUAUUUACUUUACGUGGAAAAUAAUACUGAAUGGAAAACUGCUAGACUCUUUUAAGGAUUCAAAGUAGAUCUAUAGGGUGCAUCCUUUUCACUCACUCAAAUAACACUCUUUAAUAGUUUUCCUCAUACAUAAACAUUCUGUUGCUAUGAAUUUUAAAACUUUUUGGGUCACACCUGUUGAUUGUAGUUUGUGUGUCAUGAAAAUUUAAUUUGAAAAUUUUCUUAUAAAUUUUGUAGGAAAAGAAGUCUGAAAUGCACAUCCUAUUCUUGACCCUUCUGAAGAAAGUUUCUGCCAUGUGUCUCAUGGAGAAAACAUCUUUACAACUAGUAUCUCAGUGGGAUUAUAUUACUUGUUGCAUAUAUCUUGAUUUUUGGCAAAACGUAAGCAGUCUUUCAUCCUGGAGUAUCAAAUAUAUAUAAAGAGUGGCCUAAAUUAGGCUGUGAAAACAAGAAGCCUCACUUGUAGUUAAGAAACAAGUCAUAUAGGAAGAAUAAUAAACAAUCUUAUUUUGGCUGUGUGGUAGCAUCAUAAUUUCUCUAAGUAAAAAUUUGGGAAUAUAGUAAAUAAUUUUAAAAUUUGGCAGUUACUCUCAGCAUAUCAGUACAGUGUUGAACAUAUAUUUAAGUGAUUCAUUUCAGUUUUUCAACUCUUGUUUUAUUCUGUUAUUUAAAUUUACUAGCAUCUACAAUGACAUUUAUUAGAAUGAAAGAAUCAUUAGUAUAAAACAUUUUAAGAUAUUUUGGCAAUAUGUAAUUGUAUUUAAGAGUAUAAGAAGUAAGGGAAGCAUAGAAACUGGUUGAAUUUGUCUCCUAUUGAGACUUUUUUCGAAUAUUAGAUACAAUUAUACAUUGUUGUUUAGUUGCUAAUCACGUCCGACUCUUUGCGACCCCAUAGACUGUAGCCCCCCAGGCUCCUCUGUCCAUGGGAUUCUCCAGGCAAGAAUACUGGAAUGGGUAGCCACUUCCUUCUCCAGGGGAUCUUCCUGACCCAGGGAUUGAACCUACAUCUCCUGCAUUGGCAGGCAGAUUCUUUACCACUGAGCCACCAGAGAAGCCCACGAUUAUAUAUAUGUUAAUUCAAAAGAAGAGCCAAUUGCAGAAAAUAUGCAGUUAUGGACAAUCCAAAAGAUAAUCUCCAUACUCUAGCCUCACUCUUUUAUAAUCUAACUUGGUAACAAGUAAGUUUCUACUAGGUCCCAUUCAAAUUUAAGACAUUUGUUACCCACGACACCUUUUCUCUACCAGAAGCAGAAUAUAUCAAUAACUCGAUAAUGUGUUGGGGUUUUUUUUCCAGUAUGGAAGCCAGUUUGGGGCGGGGUAGUUUUAAUAACACUGUGGUUUGGAAAUCUGUUUUAAAAGAAGCCAAGAAGCAACUAUGCAUUCUUAAAGAUCUUUAAAGUAAAUCUUAAAAUGGAUUCUUUUUAUUAUGUUCAGCCUGAAAUUAGUUUCACAUGUUCUUUAUAUUCCUGAUGUUUUCUUAAAUUUAGGUCUAAAUCUCCCAAGUCAACUUGACUUUUCCUUUUCUGUUGGAUUUGAAUCACUUUCUUCCUUUACUUUGGUUAUUGUGUCAGUAAUUUAAAGUGCUCAUAUUCUUGGGGAGAAAUUAUCAAUAAUGUGUUGACAUUGAGAUCUACAGAAAUGAAUAUUUAUUUUAACACAUGAUUAGUUUAUGUCUUCAGAAAGUUAUCAUGGUAAGGUAACUGGGGCAAAUGGUUCAGAAUCUGAGAUUAGCCAGAAAAUAACUCGGACACGUUAAGUACAUGGCUGCAUGGACCAAAGAGAUCUAGACUGCUGUUUCUGCUCUGGGAUGGAAGUGUGAGAAGGUGGGUCCGUUUGUAGAGUGUCCUGCAGUUAUCUCAUUAUCAAGUUGCUUUAUAUUAUGAGCCAUGCGUGCGUGUGUGCCUACACCUGUACUUUUAACUUUGGGGGCAUUUCUGGUUUCUUCCAUUGUUUUUAGUUACUUUCAUUGGAAUUUUGUGCAACUGUUAACUCUUCUAAUGUUGUGAAAUGCAGCUGAUAGUGUGAAUGGAUGAAAUGUUUUAAUAGCUGUUUCUAUGAUGAGAUUUUUUUUUUUAAAAAGGUCAAUGGUUUUCUUAUAGAGGCAAAGAAAACAUUUAAUGACAUAUCUACACACAUAUAUGUCAUUAUACACACACACACACAUACAUAUGUAAAGCUGCUGUAUAUGAAUAGAGUCUAAUUGGAAAGCUUUUGUUCAGUGAAUACUUUGAUGUAAUGGAGAAUUUGAUGUAUUUGCUCAGUUGAAUGAUCUUUUAAACAGAUUUGAGGAAGUUUGAGAUUUUUCAAUUGGGGGAAAUUUUUCUUGGUUUCUUAGUGCUAGAGAUCCUUGUUUGUGAUAUAACAAAAGCCCUUAUUGAUAUAUUUGGGUUAUUCUUAAAAUUUGUGUGUGAUUUAGCAGUAAUAUUUUUUUGUGUGUGGUAAAUGCAAGAGGCAAGGGUGGGGGUGAGAGCCUCGGCAGUUUAUACAUCUUUAUCUUAAGGAAUGCUAAUAAAAUACGGCUGACAGUGAAGUCAGUUCCUCGAGAAAGAGACUCCUGUCUGCCCAAGCUAAUCAUUAAUUAGUUAACACACUGGUGAGAAAUGUCCAUAGAUCAGAGUUAGGGUGCCUCAUCUGAGCUACAAGGAAUGCUUAAAACCUUGAAAUGAGGAAGGUGCCACAGUCCCCCUGAACAAUUCCACUGGUUGUCUAGAAUAACGUGAGUCCUAGAUUUUGGCCAUAUUCAGUGUUCACACAGGUUAAUUUUUCUUACUUUAGAUCUUCGUGUUCACCGAACAGGUUUACAGUUUGUAACCCAGUGUGGUUUCUUGGUAUUUGCAGCAUGUGUUUACACCAUCCUCCCAAAAUGUGAAGAUUUUGUUUGUACUUUAAGUGAGAAAUAAAGAAAUGAGCUACCCUGUAUAUCCUAUUUGUGGUAUGAGGAACAAGAACAAGUUUAAAGAAAUGUUCUUGGAAAACGUCUCUAGAGAACCUGUAAUAAAGAUGGGAAGAAUGGAGUUGCCAAGUCAGUGUGCCCAGGCUGGCGCUUACAUACCAAGAAUUCAAGUCUGUAAGCAUUUUUGGUGGAUCUAAUAUAUACAAAGUACUGAGCCCUGUAUUUUCUGUAGUAAGCACAAGGAUGCCCCACAAUGGGAUCCCUGCCCUUGAGUCCACCAAGAGCUGAUCUAAAUCCUAAAACAGUUGGGAGAACAUCCUGCUUCUAGUCGAGAGGAGAGUUUAAGUCCUUUUCCCCCAGCCCGCCCCCUCCCCCAGUCUGACUUUUCUCAUUCACCAAAUGGAAUUUGAGAAACCGCGAUCCCACUGCCGGGCAUAGCGACGAGAGCACUGGGACCCACACCAGUAACACAGAUUUGAAUCCAGGACCUCUCACUUGUUGACCUUCUGUUUAUGGUGGCAGUGUAUAGUUUGCCCUCCAUAUCUGUGGUUCCACAUUCAGGGAUUCAGCCAACCUUGGAUGGAAAUAUUUGGAAAGAAAAUCAAGAAAGCCCCCAAAAGCAAAAUGCCCCACACAGGCAACAGUUCACAGAACAUUUACAUAGCGUUCACACCAUUUACACAGCAUUUAUGUUGUGUAAGGUGGUAUAAGUGAUCAAGAGAUGACUGAAAGUAUAUGGGAGGGUAUGUGUGGGUUAAAUGCAAGUACUGCACCAUUUUCCAUAAGGACCUUGAGCAUCCUCAAAGGUUGGUACCCACGGGGGUCCUGGAAUCAGUCCCCUGUGGAUACUAAGAAAAUACUCAGUAUUUAAUAGGAAAUGAUCAAUAGGUAGUCAUUUUAAUUUUUAAAUUAAACUUUGCAAUACCAAGUAAAUACAUUGUUUUGUAAGAUUCAUCUGUUGUCUUUCAUUUCCACAUUUACCCUACAUGUAUUUUAAGAAGGAAACAAACAAAAAAAAUUGCCCUAUGUUGCUUUCUUUACCUACUUUCAACGUCUUUUUUUUUUUUUUUUUUAAUCAGAUAUUUUUCCAAGAGCACUUCUGGGGGCUGGUGGUGAUAGAAAUGGCCAGGGCAAGCAGGAAUCAGUAUUGGGCUGUGGGGAUUACUAGUUAAAAUAGGAAAAGUGAUAAGUGGCCAGGACUUACCCCUUAUUUUCUCCAGCUUGCGUCUUUCUGACUUACUCAGCCAAUAUUCAUUGAAUCUCCACUGCAUGCUGCUUACUCUGCUCGUUUUAGGGGUGGGGAGGUUCCCCCCGACCCCCACAUUCACCUCUCUUCUGCCACCCCAGCCUAUAGGAGAACAGAACUGGGCAGUUGUGUCUAACAUGUCCCUCCUCCCCUGGAGCAAAGGUGCUUAUGCCCUGCUUGUUUGUUUGUUUUUAACUUAAAAGGUAAUACUUUUAUUUUAAAUUUAUGUGCAUUUUAUAAUUCAAGAAAUAAUAAGAUGUUGAGGACUUUCUGAAACAUUCUCAAGCCACUUGACUCUUGUGACAAACGUUUCUCUCAGAAAGUCUUAGAAUUCUUCAAAGAGUCGCCAUUUGUUUUUAAGAUGUGAAGAAUGUGGAAAGUUACUGAAAAAAUUCUAGUGACCUAGAUUGCAGAGACGUUUGGCAACACUUGGGUAACUGGGUAAAUGGUUUCAAGGGUGAGAAUCUCAGUGGUUGCCAUUGACUAGCAAUUUCCCUUUUCCUGUCCUUCUUAUAACAUUGGGGAGGAAGACUCUACAGCAUAAAAAGGACAUUAUUUGAUUAAAAAAUGAUAAAAAAUUUCAAACAUGUAGUAGUGUUUAUAGCAGGGGGAAGUUUAAAGAUGGGAAGAAAGGUUGGAGGGGUAAUGCACAAAAACACAGACACAUUUGACAAAACACCCUGCAUUAUGUGAACACAGUUUCCCCUUCUGUUAAGACUCCAGAUGACACCGUGUGAGUAUGUUUACUGCAUGUUUGCAAAAUGUGGUGUUUCUUUAUAUGUGAGACGAAACUUGCCACAAAGCAUUUGAAAUCGUUUUAUAAUUUUGUGCAUGUGGUGGUCGGUUUGCCCCACUCACUCAAAGAUCUCUGUUCAGUGUAGGCAACACAAUGUUUUUGAGGAGGUCGCUGAAGCUGUUCUCUAAAAAUUUAUCUAUGAAUUUGCUUAGGGAAAGUAAUGCCUAAUAUAUUACAGCAUUUUCCGUAAAUGUGGAGGUAAGCCGGUUCAUACAUCAUUAGAUUAGUGGAAACACCCAAAUUUCUCAGUGCACUGAGGUGUAACCACCUCCUCCCCUGAGCACAGGGGCCUUGUUUUCACGUUCUUUACGUUCAUUGCACGUAUGUUGAACUUUCAUAAUAACCCUGUCUUGAUUUUUGAGAACUAAUUUAGCAGUUUAAAAAAAAAAAAUAUUCCUCCCUCUUCCAUACAGAUGUCAUAUGGGAUAGUUUAAACAUAUGUACAGUUUGUUGAUAGGAUCAGAAGUGCUGGUUUAGAAGAGAAUGUUCUCAACACCUCACGGUUAUGCAGCUGUAAUCUUGCUGAAAAUUAAAUACUAUAAGCAAGUCAAGAGAGCAUGGACCUCCUACGAGUUUUCUUUUCUUUUUUUCAGGACUGUGUCCUGUAACAAUAUAUAUUUCCGCUCCGUGGGGAUGUGACUGUCCUCUUUUGGGGACUGCGUUUAAGUAUGUAACUGAAGCUGGAAAGCAGUGUGACAUACAUACAUAGGAAGAGGAACUAUAAUGUAUAAUCACCAUAACCAUAACCCACUUUCUUCUGAACGUAUUACAUCUUGGUAAUUUCUAAAAGUCAUCACUUUUUUAUAGCCCUGUAUAAAUGAAUGGUAACUUGAUAGUACUAUUGGUGGUGAGAAGUUUCCUUUGUCUUCAACGUAUUUAUACAUCAUCACUAAGUAUCUUUGGGUAGGAACAUUUUAAAGUUUUCUCCAUAGAAGGUAAAAGAGAGGCAUUUGUUUGAAUUAUACUUUCAAUACUGGAUGAGUUGAUAGUCUGAUUGUUGACACUUAGUAUUCGUGAUAUCACAUGCAUUUACCGUGGAGGAAUUUUAAAAGUUCUGGCUGUCUCCCAAACACACACAUACACACACACAAGCUCUGCAUAUUUAGAUGAACAGUAUAAAAUUCCUCAGUAUUUUUCAUUUUAGUCAUUUAAUUAACUAUGUUAAAAUUCAUAGGAUUCUACCAUGAAGUAUUAACUCUUGACCCUGGUAAUUCUAGAACAAGGAGAUCAACUGUAUCUCAAUCAGCUAAAAUGUUAUUUACAUAGCAAAAAUAUAGUUUGCCUGGUAGGUAUUACAAACUCACUUUCAAAUUGUGUUAACGCUCAGACCACUGAUGAAUCAUUUAGUAAACCACAGUGCAGUUUUUAAAAGCUAAAUGAUGCCUUAGUGCCUUGGAAGUUAAGAUACUUUCGCAAAGUGAAUUUAGCAGAAUUCAGGAUUGGUAUGCCUGUUGCUGGGAAUUCAGAGCUGAGGAAGGAUGUAAUUGAAUUAACUCCUUGUGGUUUAGUAAAAAGUCAGUUAUUUCAUUCUUGACAGAUGACAACUGCUUUCAUUAUAUUAUCAUGAUGUGUGGUGUUUUUUUUUUUUUUUUUCUCUUUCCAAGUAAGUUUGAAAUGGGAGAAAAUGUAGUCAAGACAGUUAAAUGUGGAAUGUUAAAACUUGGUUUUGUUGUGAACUAGAGAUGCUAGUGUGAACAGUGUCAGCUUCAUAUUGUAGUUCAAAGGCAGACACUUCAUGUCACUUUUAGGAAUAUGUUUACCAUCAGGGACUUUUUGUUUUUUACUCUAGAAAUACUUAAUGUACUGUGAAACUUAAAGACAGGAAGAAGAAACCUUGGAGGGGUAAUGCACAAAAACAAAGGUGUAUGUGAUGAAGUAGCCUACAUUAUGUGACCACAGUUUCCCCCCUUCUGUUAAGACUGUAAACUAUACCAUAUGAGUAUGUGUCCUGCAUGUUUACAUAAUACAGUUUAAUUUUGAAGGGUUAUUUAAAGAAGUAUGUUUAUUUAUAAUACCUAACAAGCUGUAAAUAUUGUAUACUAUUGAUUUUUAAUUUUAUAUAAGCAAUUUUUUAUUUCCAACUCAUGUACAAAUCUCGUGGUGUAUAUAGUAUACUUUCCCGGAGAACAUCAACUUUGCAGUGAAUUUUAAUGGUAGUAAGCAUCAGGUUUAAUUGUGGUAAGCAUAGAAAUGUUGAUCUUUAUUUUAAAUUAUUUUCCACCACUCAUUUUCUUCAAAGGGCAGCAAUAAAUAUAUGCAAGUUAUUUUUGAUUUACAGAACGUUGGUCUGCAAAGACAAGGUCUAGGUUCCAAUUCAUUGCUUUAAAGAAAAGAUGCACAAUUAACAUCAUACACUGUCUAAUCUCAGGACCAUUUCUGAGGUCCAUACGUGUGUCUCCUCUUUGUAAUAUACAGGGUGAACUCUUUACUGAUACACACAGAACAACUGUUAAAAGCGAAUCCAGCACUUAAAUGUCAUCACACAGAACUUACUGGGUUAAAAUUUGUAAUAUACAGUAUUUUAAUAAAGUUUCUGUAUUCAGUUUCAUGCACUUAUAUAUAAAGAAACCUGUCUUUAAAAGCUU
Molecule: messenger RNA, 8588 nt
Organism: Dama dama (fallow deer)
Lineage: Eukaryota; Metazoa; Chordata; Mammalia; Artiodactyla; Cervidae
Gene: TMEM170B
Product: transmembrane protein 170B
Exons: 3
Coding region: 79-477 (132 amino acids)
Biological process (GO): negative regulation of canonical Wnt signaling pathway
Cellular component (GO): plasma membrane
Source: RefSeq, a predicted model, not a curated record